AUGAAGUUACAGGAUAGGGUCAACAACUACUUUGACCCUCCAAGGAAGUUGGUUCCGAGAACCGUUUUGUUCAACUAUGAGUCACUACCGGCUGACUUUGUCGAUGCAAAGACAGGAAGGCCUAUUGCCGAUUAUGAUAAGAACGAUAUCAGAACUUCAAAAUAUACCCCGUUUUCCUUCAUACCGAAAAACCUGUUCUAUCAGUUCCAAAACGUUGCUAAUGUCUAUUUCUUGACUCUUAUCAUUCUUGGAGCCUUCCAGAUCUUUGGUGUUCAAAACCCAGGGUUGGCUGCUGUGCCGCUGGUUGUGAUUAUAGUUCUUACUGCCAUCAAGGAUGGGUUUGAGGAUUCGAGAAGAACAAUAUCGGAUCUUGAAGUGAACAACAACCCUGUGACGAUUCUUUCAGGUAUACCAAACGUCAAUGUCGAUGGUGAGAACUUAUCUUUCAAACAGAAGUUUGACGAAUUCAACUCGACUCUGUUUAUCAAGAUUGUUAAAUUCUUUGGUAGAUUGUUUAGCAAGAAACAAGCUGCAAAGCAAAGAGAAGAAGCAUUGGAGAAACUGGCUGAAGCAAGAACGUCCUUUGAUACCCUCGCCACUGACAUUAGAAGUGUGAAUGAUAGCGUAGAUCUGACGACUACAAAUACAAACAUUCCUAUGAAUUUGCAGGAGAUCACCACUAGAGCUUCAAAGUCCGCACAACAAAAGGCUACAAAACGUACUAAGUUUGCUAAACGUUCUUGGAAGGAUAUCAAAGUUGGUGAUGUUAUUAGAAUUCGUAACAACGAAUCUGCCCCUGCUGAUCUCAUCAUCUUAUCCACUUCGGAGGAAGAGAGUAAGUGCUUUGUGGAGACAAAGAACUUGGAUGGUGAGACAAACUUGAAGGCUCGCCAGGGCUUGAAGCAUACAAGCACCAUUCGUAAAUCCGCAGACCUCCUCGAAUAUAAGUUUGAAGUCAGAUCUGAGGCACCUAGUGUUGAUAUGUACAAAUACAGCGGUUCUUUGAACUGGGAAGAGGAGGACGGAGAACAUGAAGAGCCUAUCAAUAUUGAAAACCUGAUCUUGAGAGGCUCUAAUUUGAAAAACACAAGAUGGGCAAUUGGCCUGGUGUUGUUUACUGGUCAUGAAAGUAAGAUCAUGUUGAACGCUGGUAUCACUCCUUCCAAACGUUCUAGAAUCUCUAAAGAGUUGAACUUGUCUGUUUUCAUCAACUUUGCCUUUCUAUUCAUUCUUUGUUUGGUCUCGGGUAUUGUUAACGGAUUCUUUUAUGCAAAGGACGACACAUCAUUUACCUUUUUCGAGUAUGAUGCUUAUGGAUCUACACCAGCUAUCAAUGGUAUCAUUUCAUUCUUUGUUGCUAUGAUCUUGUAUCAGGCCCUUGUCCCGAUUUCCCUGUACAUCUCUGUGGAAAUCGUUAAAACUGCACAGGCUUUUUUCAUUUACUCUGAUGUUGAGAUGUAUUAUGAACCAUUGGAUUACCCAUGCACUCCAAAAUCAUGGAAUAUAUCUGACGAUCUUGGUCAAGUUGAGUACAUCUUUAGUGACAAGACUGGUACAUUGACUCAGAACAUUAUGGAAUUCAAAAAAGCAACUGUGAAUGGUAAGAGUUAUGGCUUAGCCUACACAGAGGCACAGAUUGGUAUGGAUAAAAGAAAAGGUGUGGAUAUUUCGGCUUCUACUGAGAAAUGGAGAACUGCCAUCGCUGCUGAUAAGGAAGAGAUGUGUAAAGAAUUGGUUGCUCUUCCGCCAAAUAGUCAGUUUGAUCCGGAUCAGCUUACUUUUAUCUCUAGUGAAUUUGUGAAAGACUUGAAAAAUGGCGACCUCCAAGCCGAAGCCAACGACAGAUUCAUGUUAUAUCUGUCUCUCUGUCAUACUGUGCUCACUGAGCCAGAUCCAGAUGACACUUCAAGGCUUCUUUUCAAAGCUGAGUCUCCAGACGAAGCUGCUUUGGUUCAAGCUGCGAGUGAUGUUGGUUAUACAUUUACCAAGAGAACCAGAAAUGGUGGUGUUGUACGUAUCCAAGGCAAGGAACUGGAAUUUGAAAUCAUGGCAAUGCUCGAGUUUAAUUCCACAAGAAAAAGAAUGAGUAUUAUUGGAAAGGCCAAUGGCAAGAUUAUGUUGAUCACUAAAGGAGCAGAUUCGGUUAUCUUUGCAAGAUUGGAUCCAAAACUGAACAACCAGGAUAUGCUUCGCCAAACUGCAAGUUACCUUGAAGAAUACGCAAGCGAAGGCUUGAGAACUUUAUGUAUUGCAGGACGUGAACUCACUCAAGAGGAAUUUGAGACUUGGAAAGCUGAGUAUGAUUCUGCUGCCGCUUCCCUAGAACAUAGAGAUGAGAAGAUGGAAGCUGUUGCCAAUAAAGUUGAGUCAAAUUUGAUACUAUAUGGUGGCACUGCUAUUGAAGAUCGACUUCAAAUCGGUGUUCCAGAAUCUAUCGAGAGCUUAGGUAAAGCUGGAAUCAAACUUUGGGUCUUAACUGGUGAUAAGAUUGAAACUGCCAUCAACAUUGGGUUCUCUUGUAACCUUCUUGGUAACAAUAUGGAGCUGUUGAUUCUUCGUGAGAAUGAGGAUGAACAUGAUAUGCAGGGAAGUAUAGAAAAUUCACUGAAACAAUACCUCUCCAAGUUCUCACUCACUGGUUCUAAAGAAGAGCUUCAUCAGGCCAAGAAGGAUCAUUCUAUCCCAACAUCUGAAACUGCUGUUAUAGUUGAUGGUGGUGCACUCACUACGAUCUUUGAGCACGAGGACCUCGAGCGUAUGUUUCUGUUGUUGUGUAAGCAGUGUAAAGCUGUGCUCUGUUGUCGUGUUUCGCCAGCCCAGAAGGCCAAAGUGGUCAAACUGGUUCGUGAUUCUUUGGAUGUCAUGACUCUUGCCAUUGGUGAUGGUGCCAACGACGUUGCGAUGAUUCAAACUGCUAACGUUGGUGUCGGUAUUGUUGGUGAGGAAGGUCGCCAAGCUGCUAUGUCUGCAGACUAUGCAUUUGGUCAAUUUAGAUUCUUGACAAGGCUGGUGUUGGUCCAUGGAAGAUGGGAUUACAAACGACUCUCUGAAACCAUCCCUGUGUUUUUCUACAAGAAUGUCGUCUUCACGUUGACUCUGUUCUGGUACGGUAUCUUCAACAACUUUGAUGGAAGUUAUCUUAUGGAGUAUACCCUAAUUAUGUUCUACAACUUGGCCUUUACCUCCCUUCCGAUCAUCUUCUUGGGUAUCUUUGACCAAGACGUCGAAGCAGAUGUUGCCCUCAAAGUGCCACAGUUGUACAAGAGUGGUAUAUUGAGGCAAGAGUGGAACCAAUGGAAAUUCAUGUGGUAUAUGUUUGAUGGGUUGUACCAGUCUGCCGUCUCUUUCUUCUUCCCUAUUCUGAUCUUUACUGGAGGAAUCCUGGCCACGUAUAACGGAUUAGGAAUCGACCAUAGAUUCUGGAUAGGUAACAUGGUGUUGAUCAUCAGUGUUACCGCGUGUGACCUAUACACGAUCUUGAGACAGUACAGAUGGGACUGGCUGACUCUUUUGGUUGACACCAUCUCCGUUCUUCUUGUUUUCUUCUGGAUUGGCGUGUAUUCCUCUUCGACAUACUCUGGAGAGUUCUACAAAUCCGGGGCCCAGGUGUUCGGAUCGUUAUGCUUCUGGGUUGUUUACCUAGCUGGUGUAUUGGCAUGUCUGAUACCGAGAUUCGUCUUCAACACCGUGAUGAUCUGCUUCUUCCCACGAGACAUUGACAUCAUUAGAGAGUGUGUCGCCCGCGGAGACUUCACAAACGACAACACCUUCCCCCUUGACGACGAGGAAAAGGCUCUUGAUGGCGCAAGCAGUGGCACCGGCUCCUACAACAUCAACGCCAGACACUCCCUCGAGAAGGUUGUUACCCCAAGUAACCUACCAGAGCUUUCCACCGUGCAAUCAUUGGUUCGCACAUUCACCCAGGCUAGUACAAAUAUUUAG
Messenger RNA from Williopsis jadinii, 3942 nucleotides. RefSeq names its product phospholipid-translocating P-type ATPase. The transcript has a single exon. Bases 1 to 3942 code for a protein of 1313 amino acids. The record is from RefSeq and is a predicted model, not a curated record. NCBI's taxonomy places the organism in Eukaryota, Fungi, Ascomycota, Saccharomycetes, Phaffomycetales, Wickerhamomycetaceae. Gene Ontology annotation, biological process: phospholipid translocation. Gene Ontology annotation, molecular function: ATP binding; ATPase-coupled intramembrane lipid carrier activity; magnesium ion binding. Gene Ontology annotation, cellular component: plasma membrane.